AUGGAUCGACUUUUACCUUCAGGUGUCCCACCUCAUGCCGGGACUGUAGGAGGCAAAUCAAAAUUUACUCCUGAGGAAGACUUAAAGCUCAAACAAAUAGUUGAAUCUCAAAAGGAGCCAAUUUCUUGGAAAGAAAUCUCUCGGUUAAUGGUUACAAGGACCCCCAGACAAUGUAGAGAGAGGUACAAAAAUUACCUUAGUGAUAGUAUAAAACACGAAAAAUGGUCUGAUUCAGAAGAUGUUUUAAUCAUGCAACUGUUUAGCGAGUAUGGAAACAAAUGGAAUAUAAUUUCUAAGUAUAUACCAGGGAGAACUAGUAAUUCAAUCAGAAAUAGAUGGAAAUAUCUCAGUAAAAACGAAGUGGCAAAUGUAACUGAAGCACCUCCUAAAAAUGAAGCACAGCCUUCUGAUAUGGGUGAGUUACUAAAAAUUCAAGCUCCAGAACCUAGUGCUAAUAAUUCUGCUCCAAGUGUUGGUGAUAAAAUAAUGGAUCGAUUAAUGAAUAACAUGUUUCCUCAAGGAAAGCCAGCAAAUAUAUUUGAGAGCGAUGAAGAUAUUAGUAUAUUUGUUAGCUGA
Molecule: messenger RNA, 576 nt
Organism: Trichomonas vaginalis G3
Lineage: Eukaryota; Parabasalia; Trichomonadida; Trichomonadidae
Product: RNA polymerase II transcription regulator recruiting protein
Exons: 1
Coding region: 1-576 (191 amino acids)
Biological process (GO): regulation of DNA-templated transcription
Cellular component (GO): nucleus
Molecular function (GO): DNA-binding transcription factor activity, RNA polymerase II-specific; RNA polymerase II cis-regulatory region sequence-specific DNA binding
Source: RefSeq, a predicted model, not a curated record